Messenger RNA from Cuscuta europaea, 1464 nucleotides. NCBI's taxonomy places the organism in Eukaryota, Viridiplantae, Streptophyta, Magnoliopsida, Solanales, Convolvulaceae. The record is from the annotation of a GenBank genome assembly.
AAGUGACUUAUCCUGGUCUCAAAGUACAUCAAUAUCAAUCAGCAUUGCCCAUUUUGGGCCGACCAACCAAAAUGGGUUCUUCAAUACGUCUCCUCUCCUUCCUCGUAGUCAUAACCCUCACCUGCUUCCCAUCAUCGGAUCUCUCUGCCUGGGCGGAAGUCAAUACCCAGGAUGCCACAUCUGCUGGCCUUGCUUUGAACUUCUACAGAGACACCUGCCCUCAAGCUGAAGACCUCAUCAGAGAGCAGGUCAAACUUCUCUACAAGCGUCACAAGAAUACUGCCUUUUCUUGGCUCAGGAACAUUUUCCAUGACUGCUUUGUUGAGUCAUGUGAUGCUUCGCUGCUGCUGGACUCAACUAGGAGGGCUCUGUCCGAAAAGGAGAUGGGGCGGAGCUUUGGGAUGAGGAAUUUCAGGUACAUUGAGACCAUAAAAGAAGCUGUGGAGAGGGAGUGUCCUGGAGUUGUUUCUUGUGCUGAUAUUCUUGUCUUGUCUGCUAGAGAUGCCAUUAAUGCUCUUGGAGGCCCUUACAUCUCAUUAAAAACUGGAAGAAGAGAUGGAAGGAAGAGCAGAGCAGCUAUUCUAGAGCAACACCUCCCCGAUCACAAUGAAAGCAUGAGUGUUGUUCUUGAGAGGUUCUCCAACAUUGGAAUUAAAACUCCUGGAGUUGUUGCUUUGCUAGGAGCUCACAGUGUUGGAAGAACCCACUGCGUGAAGCUGGUUCACAGAUUAUACCCAGAGGUGGAUCCGCAGCUGAACCCUGAUCAUGUCCCACACAUGCUCAAGAAGUGCCCGGACCCGAUCCCAGACCCGAAGGCAGUACAGUAUGUGAGGAAUGACAGAGGCACCCCCAUGAAACUAGACAAUAACUACUACAAGAACAUUCUGGAAAACAAGGGGUUGAUGCUUGUGGACCACCAGCUGGCUACAGACAAGAGGACGAAGCCAUUCGUGAAGAAAAUGGCAAAGAAUCAGGAUUACUUCUUUAAGCAGUUCUCCAAAGCAAUCACCAUUCUCUCUGAGAACAACCCUCUCACCGGCAGCAAAGGCGAGAUCAGAAAGCAAUGCAAUCUUGCUAACAAGCUCCAUUAGAAAUUGCACAAUGGUGAUGGGCUUUGUUUCUUAUCAUCAUAAGUAAAGCCUAAUAGUAGUAAUUAAUAAGAGGGUUAAUGGGCUUUCGCUUGCUGGAGUUUGUUAAUUCCCAUGGUUCCAUUGUAAAUUUCUUGUGUCGUGCUUUAUUAGUUUAUGUAUAUAUGUGUAUGUAACUUUGAAUGCAUGGUCUGGUGUAAGUAGUUGGCGCCUUAGCAGUGUGGAGUUUAUAUUCAAGUCAAUGAUUACUUUUGCUUGAUCUUGUUAAUCUUUUUUUAUUGUUGCUAUCAUGUGGUGUGAACAAAGGGUAAAUUGAUUUAACCAUUGAAUUGUUAAAUGUGAAGAUGAUGUAAUUUGACUUAGCUUGCCUUAAAAA